CUCGUCGAUCUUGAAUUGCGUCAGUCGAACGCCGAUUUGGCUACCUCCUCUAACCCAAAUCUGACUCGAGCCGGACUUGAUUAUUUGGGCAUUACCGGUGAGCUGGACCUCAAUCAGUCGCGGCGUGGAUCAUCCACAAUCUGUGCUACACGGGAUCGAAGUUCGGCACAGGCCACGAUCAGCUACAAAGAAUUAUACGUCCUUCCGUUUUGUUAUUAUGACCAAUUUCGACUGGUGCUGCGCAGUUGUCUGGAUACUGAAUUGGCUCCGUUAUGUAUCCACGUUUGGAAAAAUCUACCCACAGAUGUGAGCAAAUCCAACUUUGUUUCCAGUCUGCUUCUGGUCACUACCGAGCUUCGAUGCCACUUGCAGCUGAUUGUCAACCUUUUGAAAAGGGACAUAACUGCGGAACAACCGAGUACGUCUUUAUCUAUUCACACUCGUUCUCUCUCCCUGUGA
Messenger RNA from Echinostoma caproni, 459 nucleotides. The record is from the annotation of a GenBank genome assembly. Lineage: Eukaryota; Metazoa; Platyhelminthes; Trematoda; Plagiorchiida; Echinostomatidae.